Messenger RNA from Ilex paraguariensis (yerba mate), 405 nucleotides. The record is from the annotation of a GenBank genome assembly. Lineage: Eukaryota; Viridiplantae; Streptophyta; Magnoliopsida; Aquifoliales; Aquifoliaceae.
AUGGCCACCAUCACUGCUUGCACUUCAACCUCUUCGAUCACACCCACGGCUCUCCUGCCCAAAGGAUCCCUCGUACGUCCUACCGUAGUCGGGUUACCAGCAAUGGCGGCAAGGGUGGGCAAAGUGAGGUGUUCCAUGGAGGGAAAGCCUGCUGUGGAGGAGAGUGGCUCAAAUUUGGGGAUGGGUGCAUCACUGAUUGCGGCGGCAUGUGCUGCAACCAUAUCCAACCCAGCCAUGGCUUUGGUGGAUGAUAGAAUGACCACAGAAGGAACUGGGCUUCCUUUUGGUUUGAGCAACAACGUCCUCGUUUGGAUCAUUUUAGGUGUGUUUGGCUUGAUCUGGUCUCUCUACAUUAUCUACACUUCCACCCUUGAAGAGGAUGAGGAGUCGGGAUUAUCCCUUUAA